Saccharomyces kudriavzevii IFO 1802 is the source of this 912-nucleotide messenger RNA. It is a transcript of the gene PHO92, whose product is annotated as mRNA-binding phosphate metabolism regulator. Lineage: Eukaryota; Fungi; Ascomycota; Saccharomycetes; Saccharomycetales; Saccharomycetaceae. Gene Ontology annotation, cellular component: cytoplasm. The record is from RefSeq and is a predicted model, not a curated record. The coding region runs from base 1 to 912 and encodes 303 amino acids. The transcript has a single exon. Gene Ontology annotation, biological process: mRNA destabilization. Gene Ontology annotation, molecular function: N6-methyladenosine-containing RNA reader activity; mRNA binding.
AUGAAUCAAAUCUGGUCUACGGGUCCCUCAAAUUUUUACUUUAACUCUGAAUGGAGAGAAAAUAAGAGGAGUAAUAGGACAAUUGAAGAUUCUUUGAAAGAGCUAGAUGGGUUGAUUUGCUCUCUGGAGAGGACGCAUAUAGAAGUACAGACAAAUGCAAAGGCGAAAAAAAGCAUAACAGUUUCAAAUGACGCUGGUAAAAAAGAAAACGAGGGAGAGAUCACUAGUAAAGACUACACAUACCAAGGCAGUAGUGUGUCAUUGGCAGGUUCAAAUCUGAACCGGCACUUUUCUUCAAGGGGAUAUGAUCAAUCUGGCAAUGAUAACUACUAUAGGGAAUAUUUAUGUAAACCAAGGACUUUCCCACAAUUCACCAAAGAUCAAACUUUUAAUGACUUCAAUAAGAGGAAAAGCUCUGCCAUUAUUCCUCCCUGGUUGAAUAUUCCAGAAAAUUCAAAGUUUUUUGUCAUAAAAUCUUCAUCUCUAAAGCAUGUUAAAAGGUCGUUUUACAACGGAAUAUGGUCAUCCACACAUUUCGGUAACAAAAGAUUGUCUGAAGCAUAUAAGACGUUGAAUUCAGGAGGUAAGGUGUUUUUAUUUUUUUCGAUUAACACAUCAGGAAGAUUCUGUGGUGUUGCUGAAAUGGUAUCUGAUUUAAGGAUAGAUCUGGACACCAGUAUUUGGGAAGAUGAACAAAAAUACGGCAAAGCGUUCAAAGUGAGAUGGGUAAUUGUGCGUGAUGUUAAUAACAGGUCUUUAAAGAGGUUUUUAAUACCAUCAAACGAAAUGAAGCCAAUAACUCACUCCAGAGAUACCCAAGAAAUUCCAUACUCAAUUGGAAUUUCAAUAGUAAACUUAUUCAAAACGCAAGAUUCAGAUAUUUUUUCCUUUUUGGACGAAUCGUAUGAAUAG